This is a messenger RNA of Diachasma alloeum, 4241 nucleotides long. RefSeq names its product myotubularin-related protein 3. Gene Ontology annotation, biological process: dephosphorylation; regulation of autophagy. The coding region runs from base 687 to 3611 and encodes 974 amino acids. NCBI's taxonomy places the organism in Eukaryota, Metazoa, Arthropoda, Insecta, Hymenoptera, Braconidae. The record is from RefSeq and is a predicted model, not a curated record. The transcript is spliced from 11 exons. Gene Ontology annotation, molecular function: protein phosphatase binding; metal ion binding; phosphatidylinositol-3,5-bisphosphate 3-phosphatase activity.
GUGUCUCCUUCGCUCGUGACUAGCAUUCACGAGCAAAGGUGUUGUUUCUCUCUCGUAUCGUAUUCUAAAUCCCUGGGUCUAGUAAAAAACAAGAAAUUACGUAUAUGCAUGUAUUAGUCAAAUAUUUUGUUUUAUUUAUGGUCUGUCCGAAGUGACUUGAGGGAAUGAUUUAAAAAAAAAAAAAGACGGUGAUAACGGAGAGGGCUCGAGCGAGUCAUUUGCAUUGAUUUUAAUGAUCCUCGAAACGUAAUUUCAAAAUAUUUAUCUAAUACCGAUAAAAGAAGUGACAUGUGAACAUUCUAGUCGGAGAAUUAUUUCCAUAACAGAAAAAUGAGUGAAAUCAUCCAUUUUUCAAAAAUUCGCAGUGAAAUCUGAUCUGAAUAAUCAAGUAAUACUCGUUUGGAAAAUUUCGAGUGUGCUAGGUUUUUGCUACUCAGUGGAUCUACGUGUUUCAAGUCAAGUUAUACCCAGAUAAAUGUGUGCUCGCAAAAGUAAUCAAUUUUUUCAGACAAACUUUGUGAUUGAAAUGUUCAGUAAGCGUGGAUUAUUUAUGGUGUUCAUGGACAUUGUGUAAAAGUGUAAAGUUAUUAGAGAAGACUAUCAAGAACAGACGAAUAUUUUCAUUUGGAUUGGUUUUUACGUUUUUGCUAUCUUGUCUGGCGACGUCAUUCAGUAUCAGUAUCGUGAUGGAGAGUUCCGAGGAGCCGACGAGUCUCCAAUCAAUCUGUCACUUACAUGCAUCUGAACUUUUUCCAAAGCACGCUCGUUUUGAAACUGAAGAUCCAUCAUUGCCAGUACCAUUUACUCCUCUGAGUGGAGAGAGUGUUGUUGCACUUGGACGUACUUCUGAUGGAAUUUUAGCAUUAUCAAACUAUAGACUUUACCUACAACUUAGUCAGACUUGUUAUAAUAUCCCGCUUGGUCUUAUUGAACAGCUAGAAGUCAAGGAGAUAUUUUACCUUCAUAUAGGAUGCAAAGACGCUCGUUCAGUAAGUUGUGCAUUUUCAACAAAUGAACACUGCUUAGAGUGGUUUAAGCGUCUUCACAAAACGACUUAUCCUAGAAAGAGUGUAGAGGAUAUUUUUGCCUUCGGUUAUUAUGCCUGGUCUAUAGAGGACGGGAAGGAUUAUCCGAGACUCGGGAAAGAUACUAAUUCUUAUACCGCUAUUUUCAAUUCAGAAUUGGAGCGAUUGAAAUUCAACCUCCAUGGAAGUUGGCGCAUAAGUCAAAUAAACAAAGACUACCGUAUGUGUCCAUCGUAUCCUCCGCAACUUCUAGUGCCAGCGUGCAUUACCGACGAAACCUUGGAGGCCGUAGCCAAGUUUCGGAGUUCUCGAAGGAUUCCCGCAGUGGUUUGGAGACACGUGAACAACGGUGCAGUGAUUGCCCGGAGUAGUCAGCCGGAAGUAGGAUGGUUGGGUUGGCGAAGUUCUGAAGACGAAGAUCUAUUGAAAGCUUUGUCAGACGCGUGUUCUUACGAUCGUGGAGAAUCAACCAUCGAAUCUCCAAUAAAUUAUUCCGAUCCCGGUGACGACGUGACUCCAAACACGACGAAGAAGGUUUUGAUUGUCGAUGCAAGAUCUUACACAACAGCUGUUGCAAACAGAGCACGAGGAGGUGGUUGCGAAUGCCCAGAGUAUUACCCAAGUUGUGACAUACAAUUUAUGAAUUUACCAAAUAUACAUUCAAUCAGAAAGAGUUUCCAUGCAGUCAGACAACUCUGUGCGUCAGACGCUGAUCAGCCCAAUUGGUUGAGCCUUUUGGAAGGCACGAGGUGGCUGCAGCAUAUGUCUGGCCUUCUUCGUGCUGCUGUCACAGUAGCAUCAGCCAUCGAACGCGAUGGUAGACCAGUUCUUGUUCAUUGCAGUGAUGGUUGGGAUCGCACACCACAAAUUGUGGCUCUCGCUCAGAUAUUACUUGAUCCUUAUUAUCGCACCAUGGAGGGUUUUCAAAUACUUUGCGAGAGAGAAUGGUUAGACUUCGGACACAAAUUUGCUGAUCGAUGCGGUCAAACUGUAGGUUGUGAGGAUCCGAAUGAACGGUGUCCGGUUUUUCUACAGUGGUUGGACUGUGUACAUCAGAUUAUCAAGCAGUUCCAGUGCAGUUUUCAAAUGUCUUCGACGUAUAUUGUGAAACUUGCACAACAUACGUACUCUCAAUUAUUUGGAACAUUUCUAUGUAACACUAGACAGGAAAGGUUGCAAUCGAGGAUCAGGGAACAUACGUUCUCUGUUUGGCGUUUUCUCAGUUCAAGUUCUUUUGCUAAUCAUCUUUAUUCGCCGUCUAAAAAUGUGGUAUUGUGGCCAAGUUGCAAUGUUCGUGACCUUGUUCUUUGGUCCGAGGUAUAUUUGGGUUCUAUGGAGAUAUCGCCCAAGCCGGACAAACAACGAGUAUCUGUUAUUGACAUCGAGCCAGGUGAAAACGAAGAACCCCAGGGGCAAAUGACGAAGACACGUUCCUAUGGGGAUUUAAUUCAUGCUCAGGAUCACGUAGCGUUUCUUCAUCGUAGACUGAGCGAUCCGAGUAUUUCCAUUGAAAAAAAAUUUGAUUCGAUGAAUCUCAUAAAUGAAUCAGAUAAGACUGAAGAUGUAAACACAGACGAGAAUAUUUGUGGAGAAGACACGAAACCAUUACGAGCUGAUGCACAUAAAGAGACUUAUCCUGUGUAUCAGGUGGCCAAUGAUUUACCGGCUAAUAUAUCAGUGGAUAGUUCAACCGAUACUUUGAUACCAAAUACUGAACCGUCCUUUGUAAACUUUAAUGGAGGAAAACAUGCAUUACAAGUGACAUCACUGCAGGGCAACGUAACUCCUUGGAUAGAGAAUCAUGGAAUAAACCGCAAUCAAUGUUCGUGCAAUUGUUCGAACCAAGAUGGUAGUGAUGUCAGUGAUACGAGUGCUGGAUUGAUGUCAAGGACUCCGAGUAGCAUUUGUCCAGCAUCCCCAACCCAUCAAGACCUUGGCCUCGACAGUCCUGACAGUUUAGACGACGUAGACGGACUUCCAGUAAUUCACUGUGACAUUCAAUUGCGUGUCCAACAAAUCAUCGUUGAACACAAGGUGAAAGAGGAAGCCUUGAGAAAGGAGCUGCACACAACACGGCUGGCGCUUAUACAAAAAGUCUGUACUAAUCACAGUGCAGAUACUGAUCGUAUUGAUGAAAUUGGUUCAUUGCCCGAUUCCGUAGGCAGCGCAGGUGAUCACGGUGAAUCAUUGCCUUCUGACAUGUCUUGGGAGGCCGUGGAGGAGCUUGGACCAGCUCCCACUUUGUGGGUGCCCGAUCAUGCUGUAAAUAGAUGUAUGGGUUGUGAUACGGAGUUCUGGCUCGGUCGACGGAAGCAUCAUUGCCGAUGUUGUGGCAAAAUAUUCUGCGCUGAUUGCUCCGAAAAUUCUACUCCUCUACCCUCCGAGCAACUUUACAAUCCCGUUCGUGUCUGCAGUGAAUGUUUUUCACGUCUUCACCACCCCCACACCAAUUCAUGUCAGUGCACACGUCACGCUGGCAGAACCGAAAAUGAGUUACCGAAUAUCCCAUCAAACUCAGAGAGUACACUGGUUUGCCUACGAUCAAACAUGAUUUCAAUUUCGAAAGAAGGAUGCGCCGAAGCUUGAUUACAAGCGAAUCACCAGGAACCACAAACAUCUGCGGCGGCCAGCCAGGCUAUCAAUUGAACCACUGACAGCAAAGGCAAAAUUAUAAAUAACAGAAACGAAGAAGGACGUCACGCUGCGAACCUCAUGGGGGACGAUUUACUUCAAAAAAAGCAAUAUAAUUCUACAAAAACACUUUCAGAGAUGAUGUCAGAGAUUUGUAAACUAUAUAACUAUUUGUAACAUUCACCGCGUUAUGAUCCAAUAUUUAUUGAUAGGAUUAAUAAUAUUUGUACGAUGGUAUGUAUAGUAUUGGUGAUGGGUGACCUUCGAUGGGAAAAGGGUUCUAUAGGAGAUGGCAGGAAAGAAGUGGAAUCAAGUUUGAAAAUUAUUAAAAGAAAAAAAGAUAAUUGGAGAACAUUGUAGAAUAAUUUUAUUAUAAUCCCAAUUUUGUUUUGUUUUGUUUGGUUUUAUUGAGAUGUAUUCAUAUACCUUCAAAGUGGGUGAAAAUUGUAAAUCGUUUUUGCAAUGGAAAAGAAUAAUAGAAAUUUAUUUUAUAGGCUGUGACAGACGUACUGUUUGCGAGCACGUUAACGAUCGGACUGAUGUGAUCUUUGAGUAAAAAAAAGAAACAAAGGGACAAAUGAUGUA